Messenger RNA from Scylla paramamosain (green mud crab), 1322 nucleotides. RefSeq names its product protein spaetzle-like. Lineage: Eukaryota; Metazoa; Arthropoda; Malacostraca; Decapoda; Portunidae. The record is from RefSeq and is a predicted model, not a curated record. Gene Ontology annotation, biological process: innate immune response; central nervous system formation. The transcript has 2 exons. Gene Ontology annotation, molecular function: growth factor activity; Toll binding. Gene Ontology annotation, cellular component: extracellular region. The coding region runs from base 62 to 835 and encodes 257 amino acids.
GAGGGAAAGUACAGGUACGGACCAUUCCACUCAAUUACCAGCUGCCAUACACAACACAGCCAUGGCGGGGAAGCUAGUGGUGCUGGUGACACUUGUGGCGGCGGCGACGGCGACCUCCACCUCCCAUGUGUCCAUCAAGUUCGGGGACGCCGACGUGGAGUACGAGAGCAACCAUGUACCGGAACAUCCCCCCGCGGUGCCCUACCACCCCAAGCCGCACUACGCACCCCACCCCGCCCCCGUCUACCACCCGGAGCCUGUCUACCACCCAGAGCCCGUUUACCACCCAGAGCCUGUCUACCAUCACCCCGAACCUUACCACGAGCCUGAGAUCCCCGCCUGCGCCGAUCUAACCAACGACACCUACUGUCUGGAGGACGAGGAAUACCCGGAGUAUGAGAUCAAGCACGCCAUCCAGUACCACCUGGACAAGUUCAACCACCUGUACGCCGACGUGGCUGACCUCAACACCGAGCUGUCCGUGGAGCGGCCUGACAACAUCGACGAGGAGACCUACCUCUGCCCCUCCGUCACUGCCUACAUCAGGCCACUUCGUGCCAUCAACACGGAGGGUAAGUGGCGCGUGGUGGUGAACGAAAUUCAACUUCACUACAAGACCUUCACGCAGACCACCCGCGUGGAGGAUUGCCUCACUGCCGGCGACCCCUGCCCCAAGGUGCCCCUCUGCUACGACUCCUCCUGCCUGCAGAAGUCCAUCUACCACCGGUUCCUAGUCUACGACCCCUAUGACCAGUACUUCCCCUUCGCUAUUGAGACCUUCAAGCUGCCCGCCAGCUGUGCCUGCCUGCUCGGCGGCUACACCCUCGACCACUAACGCCUUCUACCUCCAGGACCCGACCUGACCCAGAAAGAAGCAGACACACGAGUGAGGUGUCACUGUGCUUCCACCACGCGCUCCCCUACGUGAGAAGGCCAUGAUGAAGUCAAUCUUUAACUCAGGUAAAGUGAAACAGGUAAUGGUAGACUGAUCGUGUACAGGUGAGCGGUGAUUAGUUUAGGUACACGUACAGUAAGUAGAAGCAGCAGUAUUUAUAAAAGAAAAAAAAAAACACAUAACAUUAAUCUUCAGAAAGAAAAUUGAAGUAGGUAGAAUAUGACACAACUCAGCAUCCCACUCUUAUUAUUUUUCUCUUAGUAUUCCACACUCAAUGAAGGUUCCUGUGCACUAAACAGAAAACGAGAACACACGCCUCAUUCUCUCUCAAAACUCACAAACAAAAGACGGUACAACGAACGAAAAGAGAAGAGCAAAUAGAUUCCAAGGUGGUAUGUAAAGAAAGCAGUUCUCUAGUCAUCUCUGU